CAUCAUGUCGAUAGUGAUAAAGUUACUGCUAAUAUAACUAAAACUCAGUACGAUGGUCAUUAUGAUAAACUUCAUGGUAUUGAUGAAAAUCUAUUUCGUCAUGGAGAACGAGCUCCUACAAUGUUAUAUCCAUCGGAUCCAAAUGAUAUAUCUUUUUGGUCUAAUGGACUUGGUUCAUUAACAAUACGUGGAAAAUUUCAACAUAUUCUUCUUGGUCAAUAUUUUCGUGAACGUUACUCAACAUUGUUGAAUUCUACUUAUGUAGCAUCUGAAAUUUUUGUUCGAAGUUCAGAUUAUGAUCGAACGUUAAUGUCUGCCUAUUUAACAUUACUUGGUCUUUAUCCUUCAUCAAAGAUUAAUAUAUCGAUCGAACAUUUAAUUACAACUAAUACUUGGCCAGAAAAUCUUCCAUGGCAGCCUAUUCCUGUUCAUACAGUACCUAAAUCAAUCGACCAUGUUGGUUUAUUUUGA
This is a messenger RNA of Rotaria sordida, 471 nucleotides long. The record is from the annotation of a GenBank genome assembly. NCBI's taxonomy places the organism in Eukaryota, Metazoa, Rotifera, Eurotatoria, Philodinida, Philodinidae.